Amphiprion ocellaris (clown anemonefish) is the source of this 3882-nucleotide messenger RNA. RefSeq names its product calpain-5-like. Gene Ontology annotation, molecular function: calcium-dependent cysteine-type endopeptidase activity. The record is from RefSeq and is a predicted model, not a curated record. NCBI's taxonomy places the organism in Eukaryota, Metazoa, Chordata, Actinopteri, Pomacentridae. The transcript has 14 exons. Gene Ontology annotation, cellular component: cytoplasm. Gene Ontology annotation, biological process: proteolysis. Bases 538 to 2688 code for a protein of 716 amino acids.
AGCAGCAACGGAUACUGCCAGAGUCUGCAAGGAAAAAGAUAGAGGAGAGGAGGGAAGAGGAGAAGAGACCAAAAAGAUAAGACAGAAAAAGAGAAGGAGAAAGAGUCGUAGGCCAAGUUAAAAUGAGAAGCGAAAGAAAGGAAGGAAAAAGAGAUGAGAUGCGAAGAGAAGAGGACAGAAAGUGCACAGUCACCAAGCAGGAGAGCCUAAGCAGCAGUCCAGUGAAUCUAACAUCUCUGAUGACACAGACUUAAGUGCCUGCUGGAGAUGAACCAAACACUCCCGACAGAUUCAGAGGAACCAAGAAGAAAGAGCUGCUCUUGAUGCACUUAGUUGUCAGCAGCAAGAGGAAAAUGCAGAUUCACGCUUCCUAUUUUUAACGAGAGAUCAUGAAUAGAGGCCUGCAAACAAUCAGGGAUCCUUGAAGGAUUUUCUAAGUGACUGACGAGCAGAGGACACAAUCCUGUUUCAUCUGAGGAGACCAAAAUAGCGGACAAACUUCAAGCGUGACUUAAAGACCUCUCGGACUCAACCGCAAUGCCAGAACGAAUAAAUGACUUCCAGGGCCAGAGCUUUCAGAAGCUGAGGCGAGCCUGCCUGCGCCGAGGUGCACUCUUCAAGGAUCCUCUGUUCCCUGCCACCAACCAGUCCCUCUUUUACAAGAGAGAGCCUCCACUGGGACUGACCUGGAAGAGGCCUCGGGAGAUAUGUAAGGAUCCUCGUCUAUUUGUCGAUGGCAUCAGCACUCGUGACUUGCACCAGGGUAGUCUGGGUAACUGCUGGAUGGUGGCAGCCAUUUCCUGCCUUGCGUCUGAGCCGUCACUGUGGAAGAAGGUCAUUCCUGACCACGUGGAUCAGGAGUGGAACCCAAAGCGUCUGGACCUGUACGCUGGAAUCUUUCAUUUCCGGUUCUGGCGUCUUGGCCGCUGGAUGGAUGUGGUGGUGGAUGAUCGUCUGCCAGUCAGCAGAGAUGGAGUGCUGCUCUUCUGCCGCUCAGCCACACCAAGAGAGUUUUGGAGUGCACUGCUAGAGAAGGCCUACGCCAAGCUAAAUGGGUGCUAUGAGGCCUUGGAGGGAGGAAACACUGCAGAGGCCCUGAUCGACUUCACUGGUGGGGUUUCCGAGCCUUUCAGUCUGGAUCGUGAGGCCCUGAGCCUGAACAGCGACCAGAGGAGAUCAUUCUUCCAGACAUUAGCUAAGGUCCAUGAACGCAAAUCCCUCAUCACCUGCUCCAUACGGCCGGCAGAGGGGGAGACGGUGGAGUCGGUUUUGGAGUGUGGGCUCGUGCGAGGACACGCCUACGGGAUCACAGCAGUGAAGAAGGUGAGGCUGGGGGAGAGGCUGCUGAAGACAGGCGGGACGUCACGACUCUUUAUGGUGCGCAUGAGGAACCCGUGGGGGACGACGGAUUGGACGGGCGCCUGGAGUCAGGGGUCAGAGCAGUGGCAACAACUGAGUCGAGCAGAGAGGGAGAAGAUGGGGCUCAUUGUUCGUGAUGUUGGGGAGUUUUGGAUGGAUUUCGAGGACUUCUGUCACCACUUUACUGACGUGGUGGUGUGUCGGCUGGUGGACAGGACUCUGCUGUGGCCGAGCUCUCACUGGAUAGAAGAACGCUGCUAUGGGGAGUGGGCUCUGGCUCCCACCACCCCUGGACCACCUCCAUCCACCGUGUUCCAGAGCAACUGCACAAUGACCCUGGGUAAGAACAACAUCAAACCCGGAGGGACCAAGCAGCAAGGAAACCGAAAGGAGGCCCGACUCAGGGAGAGUCAGCAGGAGAGAGGGAAAAGAGGAAGGUGUGAUCCUGACAGGAAAAAAGCAACAACGGAAGAUGAUGAAGGGGAGGUGAAUGGAGUUUGGGAGGCGCAGAUGGACAAGAGGAGUCGAUGUGGAGGAUGCAUCAACCACAGGGACACUUUUCUGCACAAUCCGCAGUUCAUGUUUGAGGUGCGAGGCAAAGAGGAGGAGGUGCUGAUCUGUCUGCAGCAGGAAGACAGAAGGAUAAGGAGGAAAAACGGAGGAGGAGAAAACCUGCCCAUCGGCUUUGAGGUGCUAAAGGUGGAGGUGAAUCGCUGCAGCCGGGUGCAGUGUGUGGUGGAGCAGGCAGCCAGCUCCGUCUACAUGGACUCCCGCAGCGUGACACUGAGGGCAACUCUGGCUCCAGGGCGCUAUGUUGUGCUGCCCACCACCUUCCUGCCAGGGACCACCGGACGCUUCCUGCUACGCCUCCUUUCCCACUCUAAUGUCAAACUCAGGGAAUUGACAGAGGACUUGCCAUCUCCCUCUGUGUUUCACUGCUUUCUACCUCAGCCCACUUCGGUGACCACAGUCCAUCUCCGCAGAGCGUCAGGACUCAGCCCUCCCAAGCAGACAGUUCCAGAUGUUUACGCUGUAGUGAGAUGUGAGAAUGACACCAUCAGGACACGAGUGUUCAAGGAGGAAGGAAACCCAGAAUUCAAUUUCAGGAUCAUCUUCUACAGGAGAUACCCUGACACGCACAUCUCUGUCGAGUUAUGGAGCAGAGGUCUGCUGUGGGACUCGCUGCUCGGCGAGGCUCGCCUCCAGACGGCGGAGUCUGAGAGGAGCCGGAGCCAUGUGAUUGAUCUGCGAGGUGGACAGUCUCGAUCAGGAUUCAGAGGUUGUAUCUAUGUUGAGACGUCCUCCAGUGUCUGCCUCACAGACUUGUGACAGCAUCUAUCUGGUUGCCCUGGUAACCAUUGUCCUCUGAGGUAAAGACUAAUGGACAAACAGCAAUUUCGAUUAACCAAUAAAAAAACUUCAAGGACAUGCGGUAACACUAAAAACAUAUACAACAAAGGUGCUGUAGCUGCUUUAACAUAUUUUGCAUUUAUAGGUGCCUUUUAAAACCAAACGUAGCAGCGCUGCCUCUGUGCUGGAAAUGAAGUGUCUAUUAUUUGAAGGGUUUGGAAGCAGAAUGGUCUAACCCACCAUGAGGGGCUGCACAGUGAUUCGGUGGUUAGCACCUUCACCUUGCAGCCGGUUCAUGUCCCGGCCUUUCCGGGAUCUUUCUGCAUGGAGUUUGCAUGUUCUCCCUGUGCAUGUGUGGGUUUUCUCCAGGUUCUCCGGCUUCUUCCCACAGUCCAAAAACAUGCUGAGGUUAACUGAUGAUUCUAAAUUGUCUGUAGGUGUGAAUGUGAGUGUGAUUGUUUGUCUCUAUGUGUAGCCCUGUGAUAGACUGGUGAUCUGUCCAGGUGUAUCCCCUGCCUUCACCCUAAGUCAGCUGGGAUAGACUCCAGCUCGCUGUGACCCUAAUGAGGAUUAAGCGGUGUAUAAAUAAUGGAUGGAUGGAAGAAUGGUCUAACACUGGAAGCUCCACUGUAACGCUAUAUUUGGGGUUGUGAGUUAGACCAUGUUGCCACUAAAAUCUAGAGCAUAAAAUAUUACAGAAAUUCUAUAAAACUUGGUUUAGAUUUUUUGUGAGUUUGACCAUUCUGCUUCUAACCCUCUCAUUUAACCCUUUGAUGCACAACAUGGGUCAACAGUGACCCGAAUCCAAUGGAAAAUGACCAUCUCCUGCCCCACGCGGUGCAUCAAAGGGUUAAAAGAUGCUCCCUGUUGAUCUGCUGGUCAGAUACACAGGCUGGCAUCUUCAUGAGUUCAGUAGCAACAACAAAACUGCUCCCAAAAUCUUUUUCUUUUUUUUUUUUUUUUUUUUGCGCAUGUAUUUAUUAUCGGUGUUUUUUUCGGGUUUGUUUUUUUUUUACUGUUGUUGUCAUUAAAAUGGACAUUUUUCGUGUUAUUGUAACAUAUUUGAAUGUAAAUACAAAAAGUCAUAUUUGCAUUUUCUUAUGAUUAAAUAAAGAACAAUGUGUGUGAGCUCCUUUUAUUUCAUAAUCAAUAAAUAUCCCCAUUUGUAAACCA